Messenger RNA from Belonocnema kinseyi, 702 nucleotides. RefSeq lists its product as uncharacterized. The coding region runs from base 1 to 702 and encodes 233 amino acids. NCBI's taxonomy places the organism in Eukaryota, Metazoa, Arthropoda, Insecta, Hymenoptera, Cynipidae. The transcript has a single exon. The record is from RefSeq and is a predicted model, not a curated record.
AUGCUGCAAAAAUCCGUGUUCUUGGGUUCAGAAACCGAAUUCGGAAAACUAGAGAAGUCUCCCCGCCUGGAGACCGUCGGGUUAGGCAGAACCACGUCCAAACGUCUCCACAUUCGCGACCGUGACUCCGGACUCGUCUUUCUGAUCGAUACCAGUUCCGAUCUUUCUUUCUUACCGGUCGAUAAAAGAAUCAAAAAACGACCCAGUGAGGGUAUUCUAAUCGCAGCAAAUGAUACGCAUAUUUCAACGUACGGCGAAAAACGAAUCUCGCCCAACAUUGGUCUCCGUCGCGAUUUUCCAUGGCACUUCUGUGUAGCCGACGUCCCUAAUCCAAUCAUUGGAGCAGACUUUCUGGCACACUACCGCCUUUUUCCAUUUCUUCACGACUCUCGCAUAGUGGACACUACCACGGCUCUUAGCACUGCUGGUUUCCUGAAAAACGCGAGCAUUUUUGGGGUGAGCGCAUUGGAUCGUUCCCAACCCUAUGCGAAAAUUUUAGCGGAAUUCCCGGAAACAACCAGAGUCUCGCAGACCCCAGGGACAGUAGCACGCGAUAUUGAACACCAUUUCCAUACCACAGGUCCUACGAUAGCGGAGCGAGCCAGACGUUUACCUCCGGAGAAGUUGGCAAUUGCAAAGAAAAAAUUUGCGCAGAUGGUUAAUGAUGGCAUUUUUCGCCCUUCCAGUAGUCCAUCGGCUUGA